UCAUACUAAGUAACAUACCGCUUAAAUAGGUACACUUUUCGCAAUUAUAAUUUAGUCUUUGAAAACGUGCAAAACCCAUUUUGUUUUGUGGUUUUUGUUAAACUUUAAUUUCAAUCCAAAAAUGAAUGUGUGGUUACGUUUCUUUCUGUUAGUUUCGGCAGUAUCUUACAUCAACACGGAUGUUCCUGUAGUGGUGGAUGAUGAACCUCGUAAACCUGAUAGAUGCCACGGUAAUAUCAACAUGCUGAAUGAGCAAUGCUGCCUAUUACCACCGUUCUUCGCUCGCGACGUGGCCCAGAAGUGUGGUGGGCACUUCUCGGUCAUAAACAACGAUGUAAAGAAUAAUAUCACUUAUCGGAGAAGACAUUUGAUUGAAGGGUGCGAAUCUUGGACAUGCAUAGUGACACAGUACAAAUUUGUCACCAAAGAGGGUGACUUUGACGAUGAGAAAUAUUAUGCCCAUUUGGACAGGUGGGUGGAACUCAAUCCCGACUUUGCUGAAGUUAUGGCCAGAGUGAAAGCUGUAUGUAAAGAAAUAACGGAGCCAUAUUUUCCAUUGGAGUUAUGCCAAAUGACAAAACUUCAUUUUUGUAUAAGACGCUCUAUUGAGGUGGACUGUCCGGUAGUGAGGAACACUGAAAUAUGUCUAAAACAGAAGGAAUUUUUUGAUGAGUGUCGAGAAUAUUAUUUCAGGAAAUGAAAAAAUAUUUGUUUUACAGAAAACAUCAAUUUAUUCUAAGAUUCUAUAGUGGAG
Messenger RNA from Plodia interpunctella (Indianmeal moth), 754 nucleotides. RefSeq lists its product as uncharacterized. The transcript has 5 exons. Bases 122 to 700 code for a protein of 192 amino acids. NCBI's taxonomy places the organism in Eukaryota, Metazoa, Arthropoda, Insecta, Lepidoptera, Pyralidae. The record is from RefSeq and is a predicted model, not a curated record.